AUGCCGAGGCGUCUAUCAACGUGGGAGUUGAGGAAUAUGCUUCUGGCAGUAUGUCAAGGCAUGUUGAUUGCACAGAAAUCGAGCACCAAGACCUGGCAAUUAAUUAGUCCACGAAACGAAAGGAAAGGGCGUGCCUUUCUCUGCCAUGAGGCUCCUAGAUGGGAAGGGGCCCGGCAGCAGAACCCAGGACACACAAGGCCAGUGCAGAAGAAUCGAACAAAGAGAAGGGGAGCAGCAAUUCGGACCAUUGGUAACGGGAAGGACACCUUUGACAGUAACUUGCCAAUGAACCUCAGUUGCAACCAGUUGAUCUGCCAUCAGUGCCAUGGAGAGCCCAGAGCAGGAAAUCGACCAGGCAGGCUCGUGGAAGCGGGUCUCGUGAUACAGGCAACGGCAACAUGGUUCGCAUUUGGCCAUCAUGAACUUUGA
Molecule: messenger RNA, 429 nt
Organism: Pochonia chlamydosporia 170
Lineage: Eukaryota; Fungi; Ascomycota; Sordariomycetes; Hypocreales; Clavicipitaceae
Exons: 1
Coding region: 1-429 (142 amino acids)
Source: RefSeq, a predicted model, not a curated record